CAUUAUUUCAGGCAGGGCUAUAAUAUGGAUUUAGAGCUCAAGGAGUUUUCUAACAAGACACCUGCCACGGAGAACAAUACUGCUACUACCCGGAAUUCUGACUUCCCAGUCUGGGAUGACUAUAAAAGCAGCGUGGAUGAUCUGCAGUAUUUUCUGAUUGGGCUCUAUACAUUUGUAAGUCUCCUUGGCUUUCUGGGGAACCUACUUAUCUUAAUGGCGCUCAUGAAAAAGCGUCAUCGGAAGACGACAGUAAACUUCCUCAUAGGAAACCUGGCCUUCUCGGACAUCCUGGUCGUGCUGUUUUGUUCCCCUUUCACGCUGACUUCCGUCUUGCUGGAUCAGUGGAUGUUUGGGAAAGUCAUGUGCCACAUCAUGCCUUUCCUUCAGUGUGUCUCGGUUCUGGUGUCCACUUUAAUUUUAAUAUCGAUUGCCAUUGUCAGGUAUCAUAUGAUAAAACAUCCCAUCUCCAAUAAUUUAACGGCCAACCAUGGCUACUUCCUGAUAGCCACUGUCUGGACACUAGGUUUUGCUAUCUGUUCUCCCCUGCCAGUGUUCCACAGUCUCGUGGAACUCCAGGAAACAUUCGGCUCCACGUUGCUCAGCAGCAGGCAUUUGUGCAUUGAGGCGUGGCCAUCGGAUUCCUACCGAAUUGCUUUUACCAUCUCUCUGCUGCUGGUUCAGUACAUUCUGCCUCUAGUCUGUCUCACUGUCAGUCAUACCAGCGUGUGCAGGAGUAUCAGCUGUGGAUUGUCCAACAAAGAAAACAGGCUAGAAGAAAACCAGAUGAUCAACUUGACUCUUCAGCCAUCCCGGAAGAGUGGCGGGCCCGACGUGAAACACUCCAGGAGCCAUACAUGGAGCUAUUCAUUCAUUAGAAAACAUAGAAGGAGAUACAGCAAGAAGACAGCGUGUGUGUUGCCUGCUCCAGCCAGGCCUCCGCAGGAGAAGCAUUUGAGGACGCUGCCUGAAAACUUGAGCUCUGUGAGGACUCAGCCCUCCUCAUCCAGUAAGUUCAUACCAGGGGUCCCAACGUGCUUUGAGGUGAAAGCUGAGGAAGAUGCCAACGCUCAUGAGAUGAGAGUAAAACGCUCCAUCAUGAGAAUCAAGAAGAGGUCUCGCAGCGUUUUCUACAGACUGACCGUGUUGAUCCUGGUGUUUGCGGUGAGCUGGAUGCCGCUGCACCUGUUCCAUGUGGUCACUGACUUUAACGACAACCUCAUCUCCAACAGACACUUCAAGCUGGUGUACUGCAUCUGCCACCUGUUAGGGAUGCUGUCCUGUUGUCUCAAUCCGAUUCUGUAUGGCUUUCUUAAUAAUGGGAUCAAAGCUGACUUAAUGUCCCUCAUACACUGUCUUCAUAUGUCAUAA
Messenger RNA from Ochotona curzoniae (black-lipped pika), 1368 nucleotides. RefSeq names its product neuropeptide Y receptor Y5 (gene NPY5R). NCBI's taxonomy places the organism in Eukaryota, Metazoa, Chordata, Mammalia, Lagomorpha, Ochotonidae. Gene Ontology annotation, biological process: G protein-coupled receptor signaling pathway. The record is from RefSeq and is a predicted model, not a curated record. The transcript has a single exon. Gene Ontology annotation, molecular function: neuropeptide binding; neuropeptide Y receptor activity. Bases 25 to 1368 code for a protein of 447 amino acids. Gene Ontology annotation, cellular component: neuron projection; plasma membrane.